Leishmania mexicana MHOM/GT/2001/U1103 is the source of this 1176-nucleotide messenger RNA. Its product is annotated as putative surface antigen protein 2. Bases 1 to 1176 code for a protein of 391 amino acids. Lineage: Eukaryota; Euglenozoa; Kinetoplastea; Trypanosomatida; Trypanosomatidae. The record is from RefSeq and is a predicted model, not a curated record. The transcript has a single exon. Gene Ontology annotation, molecular function: protein binding. Gene Ontology annotation, cellular component: plasma membrane.
AUGGCGCAGUGCGUGCGUCGGCUGGUGCUGGCGGCGCCCCUCGCCGCUGUGGUGGCGCUGCUGCUGUGCACGAGCAGUGCACCGGUGGCGCGUGCUGCGGGGACGAGCGACUUCACUGAGGCGCAGCAGAAGAACACGCUGACGGUGCUGCGGGCGUUUGCGCGUGCGAUCCCUGAGCUGGGGAAGAAGUGGACGGGCAGCGACUUCUGCUCGUGGAACUUCGUCACAUGCUACUCCUCCGGCGUCAGCGUGUGGAUGGACAAAGUGGAUUAUACCGGCACGCUGCCGGAGAUGCCUUCGGGCGUCGACUACAAGGACGUCAUGAUCAUGGCACUGAACUUCAGCGCAAUGGGCCAGGGGCUGAGCGGGACGCUGCCCGCCUCAUGGAGCUCGCUGACGUCCUUGAUGUCACUGUGGAUCGAAAAGUCUGAGAAGGUCACCGGCACGCUGCCUGCACAGUGGAGCUCGAUGACGUCGCUGGGCAAUCUUAACCUGCGCUUCACUAAGGUGUCCGGCACGCUGCCUGCCCAGUGGAGCUCGAUGAAGCAGCUGACCCUUCUGCAUCUGGAGGGCACUAAGGUCUUCGGCACGCUGCCUGCCCAGUGGAGCUCGAUGACGUCGCUGGGCAAUCUUAACCUGCGCUUCACUGCGGUCUCCGGCACGCUGCCUGCCCAGUGGAGUGGGAUGACGAGUGCGGAGGCCCUGCAGCUGGAGUACUGCGGUCUGUCCGGUUGUCUGCCCCCCGAGUGGUCUGCGAUGCCGAAGCUGCGUAUCGUCUCACUGAGCGGCAACCACUUUAGCGGGUGUGUGCCCGACUCGUGGGUCAAGAAGCCUGGCCUCGUUGUGACCAUAGAGGACGAGCACAAGGGCAGCAACUGUGUAUCUGAUAAUCUCUGCGACACAACCACUGAGCCGCCCACUGCGCCCACCACCACCGGCACCCCAGCAGCCUCCUCUACUCCUUCUCCAGGGUCGGGGUGCGAGGUGGAUGGGUGUGAGGUGUGCGAGGGGGACUCCGCUGCGCGGUGCGCCAGGUGCCGUGAGGGCUACUCCCUGACGGACGAGAAGACGUGCCUGGCGCACCACGAUGGCGGCGUGGCGGCGGCGUCGAGCGGAGCGGUGGCUGCCGCUGCUGUGUGGGCGGCUGUGCUGUUGAGCGUGGGGCUGGCGGCGUGA